AUGAAGGUUUACGUAUUCAGUGCCACCGUGGCUCUUCUCGCGGUGUUCUUUUUCACGAACUUCGUUAGCUACGUGAAGAUUCUCUUGCAGCUGACAUCUGAUGCCUCGCUCUGCCCGGUCUUCGACUCCCGUGCUCCCCCUCGGUUUGCCACGGACAACUCCACGGUGCUCAGGAUUUUGAACAGCGAUGCCUACAGAAUGGAGUCGGUGAAAAAACUCUCCAGUGCCGUGCGCGUGGACACGCAAGUCACGGACAAUUUGCCGGACGUAGCCGAGGCUCCCGAAAAAUGGGAACACUUUGCCCAGUUCCACGAGUACUUGGAGCAGCACUUCCCCCGCAUCUACGAAGCAUGCGACGUGUUCAAGGUCAACACCUGGGGCCUCGUUUUCCACUGGAAGGGCGCCGACUCCUCGUUGAAACCAUUGCUUCUUGCGGCCCACCAGGACGUCGUGCCCGUGCAGAAGGACACGUUGAACGACUGGACAUAUCCUCCGUUUGACGGCCAUUACGAUGGCAAAUACGUGUACGGCCGCGGCGCCUCUGACUGCAAGAACUCCCUUGUGGCGGUGAUGGAGGCCUUGGACUUGCUCAUCAGCGAAAACUACGCGCCACAAAGAGGCGUCCUUGUGGCGUUCGGCUUUGACGAGGAGAUCUCGGGGACUCGUGGCGCAAGCACAAUCGCGGCGUUUUUGGAGGACAAGUUCGGCAAGGACUCGGUCUACGCCAUCAUCGACGAGGGCCCAGGCUUGUUGCAGGAUGCCGUGACCGGGAACUUGGUGGCCGCCCCGGCGACUGGUGAAAAGGGCUAUGCCGACAUCCGUGUCGACUUGUUCAUGAAGGGAGGCCACUCGUCAAUUCCUCCUGACCAUGGUGCAAUUGGCAUCAUGGGGGAAUUGGCGUACAACAUCGAACAGGAUCAGUACUCUCCUUUGCUCACGGAUGAGAACCCGUUGCUCCAAUACAUGCAAUGCUUGGCUGUCAACAGCGGCGACAAGAUGAGCAAGUUGCAGAAGAAGGCCAUUUUGAGAGCUGGCUUCGACAAGGUCGCCAACUCCAAGGUGGUGAAGGUGCUUUCCCAGAACUCCUUGACGAAGUACUUGAUCAAGACUUCGCAGGCGGCAGAUGUCAUUCACGGCGGCGAAAAGGCCAACGCUCUUCCCGAGGACGUGGCUUUGGUGGUCAACCACAGAGUCGCCAUUGGCACGACAGUGGCCGAGGUCCAGGACCACUUUGUUUCGAGGGUUGUGAGCUUGGCGAAAAAGUACGGAAUGGAUGUGGAGGCUUUUGGCAAGCCCGUGUUCAAAACAAAGGAGCCUGCUGGCUCGUUCAGUGUGAGCACUUUUGGCACGGAUCUCGAGUACGCGCCGGUCACUCCAUCAAAGGGUAAGGUGUGGGAGUACUUGGCGUCGACCACAAGACACGUGUUUGAGGACUUGGUGCUUAACAACACUCUUGGAUACCCGCUCGUGACUGCGCCCUGCUUGAUGCCCGCGAACACGGACACUCGCUACUACUGGAACUUGACAAAGAACAUUUUCAGGUACUCGCCAAUGAUUGUGGACAUGUUUGAGAACAACAUCCACAGUGUGGACGAGAAGAUUUUGUUUGACGGCCACUUGCAGUUGACCGCAUGGUACUACGAGUACAUCCAGAACGUCGACAGCAAGCACGCUGAGUAG
Metschnikowia bicuspidata var. bicuspidata NRRL YB-4993 is the source of this 1680-nucleotide messenger RNA. Its product is annotated as M20 family metallopeptidase. Gene Ontology annotation, cellular component: fungal-type vacuole lumen. Gene Ontology annotation, molecular function: metallocarboxypeptidase activity. NCBI's taxonomy places the organism in Eukaryota, Fungi, Ascomycota, Pichiomycetes, Serinales, Metschnikowiaceae. Bases 1 to 1680 code for a protein of 559 amino acids. The transcript has a single exon. The record is from RefSeq and is a predicted model, not a curated record.